GAAAAGAAAGGAAAUAAUAUUUUAGCAUUAUCCUAAAUCCGAAAACAAAUAUUUAAAACAAUUUUUUGAUUGCAGUUUCAGGCUGUCCCUCCAAUAAACACAACCCAAAUGAAUGGUGCCAUCCUCCUAAAAAGUCCUUUCCUUUCUAAAGCCUUUAGGCGACUGCAAUAUAACAAAAUGCCAAUUACCAGAUUCUCUUCCAAAUCCCUCCAAUCCAAAACAGAGAUUCAGAUUCUCUCUUCAGACCCAAUUCCAGGUUCUAAUGAAGCCACUGAGCCAGCAAGUCGGGUUUAUGUGAGGAAAAAGAGAGCUAAAAGGACUCUGGAAGUUGCAGAGAAAGAGCUUAAAGUAGAAACUAAGGAAGUGAAACAAUCUGCCCUACCAGACAUAGAAGAUUUUUCAUUUAAAGGGACAAAUGGAUCUGCCUACUUAAGGAAGUCAAAACCCAGUAGAGAUGUUCUUCCUGUUGACAAUGAAGUUGCUUGUACUAUUAGGCCAUCAGAUGAACCCCCUGCCAAUUGGGAGAUAGUCCUUGAAGGGAUUCGCAAAAUGAGGUCUUCAGAAGAUGCACCUGUAGAUACAAUGGGAUGCGAGAAAGCUGGAAGUUUUCUUCCUUCAAAGGAAAGAAGAUUUGCUGUCUUAGUGUCUUCACUUAUGUCAAGCCAAACCAAGGAUCAUGUAACGCAUGGAGCAGUUCAGCGUCUUCAUCAAAAUAGUCUACUUACUGCCGAUGCCAUUGACAAAGCUGAUGAAACAACAAUCAAGGACUUGAUUUACCCAGUUGGGUUUUAUACAAGAAAAGCAAGUAAUUUGAAGAAAAUUGCUAAAAUUUGUCUCAUGAAGUAUGACGGAGAUAUACCUAGGUCUUUGGAGGACUUGCUAUCACUUCCUGGAAUAGGUCCUAAGAUGGCGCAUUUGGUCAUGAAUGUUGCCUGGGAUGAUGUUCAAGGGAUAUGUGUAGAUACCCAUGUGCACCGCAUUUGCAAUCGGCUUGGAUGGGUGUCUCGGCCAGGUACAGAGCAGAAGAAAACUUCAAAUCCUGAGGAAACAAGAGUGGCUUUACAACUUUGGCUUCCAAAGGAAGAAUGGGUCCCAAUAAACCCUCUUCUGGUUGGAUUUGGGCAGACUAUUUGUACUCCACUCAGGCCUCGCUGUGGAAUGUGCAGCAUAACUGAGUUCUGCCCAUCUGCAUUUAAGGAGACCUCAAGUCCGGCAUCCAAGAUGAAGAAGUCUGGUUUGAGCAGGAAGCGAUAAAUGGACAUUAAUUUCUGGGAAGGAACUUGGUUUGGUACUCAUUUAAUCCUUUGGUUUUUGUCGCGUAUUAACUUUAAUGGCAAAUACAGUAUAGUUUAUGGUGUUUCACCCCAAAAUCUGUAUCGUAGAUUAUUUAUUCAGCAUUAAAGACAAGAUGACUUCCCUGAAAGAAGCAGUGGUUAUGGAAUUUUUCAUUUUGGUAAAUAUGGCAAUUUCUUCCUUCUUUGAAGGGCUGCCUUGUACAUGUCAAAUUAGGUUUUGUAGGGUGUAACUGAACAAAAACUAUCAAGUGAUGGUGAUAGUAUAAAAUAGCAACUUUUUUUUUCCUUCCA
This is a messenger RNA of Ricinus communis (castor bean), 1586 nucleotides long. Its product is annotated as endonuclease III homolog 1, chloroplastic. Gene Ontology annotation, cellular component: nucleus; chloroplast nucleoid. The transcript is spliced from 11 exons. The record is from RefSeq and is a predicted model, not a curated record. Lineage: Eukaryota; Viridiplantae; Streptophyta; Magnoliopsida; Malpighiales; Euphorbiaceae. Gene Ontology annotation, molecular function: DNA-(apurinic or apyrimidinic site) endonuclease activity; DNA binding; 4 iron, 4 sulfur cluster binding. Gene Ontology annotation, biological process: nucleotide-excision repair; base-excision repair; base-excision repair, AP site formation. The coding region runs from base 109 to 1254 and encodes 381 amino acids.